AUGGCAGCACCACCUUUUCCUUUUUUAUCUUCGCGCCCCAUAUCAGUACAUGCGACGACACCGACUACACCAGCGGUCGUUGUGCCUCCACCGCCGCCUCGCCAUUCCGUUUAUUCCAGUGAUCCGCGGGCACACCUGAUUAGCGCCAAUAACACGCAGGUUUACUCCUCUUCCUCGCCUGCCACCAACAAUAACAACAUUCUCCCUCCGAUAAACACGUCCCCUUCCGCUCAAUUUACCGAUAAUUUAAGCACGUCUGUCAAUGGCAGGUACCCUGCAAACAGCAUGCUGAUGUCACCUCGACACCAUUCGGCGAUCAGACCGCGACUUGAGAUGAGACGCAGUAGUGAGCCCAAUUAUCAUGUCACAGAAUAUAACGCAAUUGAUCGUCAUCCGCUGCCGCAUAGCUCUUACAAUUCUCCCACCACGAUGAACGGUUUUCCUUUUGAAAGAGAACAACAGCGACAACAGUCACCGAUCAAUUUGCCUAAAAAACUGGAUCACAUGAAGUUGACGGCGUUCCCGCCGAACAAACAGAUAAAUCGGAUCUCUACGUUGUCCAAGAUCCUGCGAGACGACGAAUUCGCAAAGGAUGGGCGGUCGAUGCGAUCGAUCAAUGGAAAGAGACCGAGAUUUGGAGAUCGAAGGGAGAACGGCGAUAGGGACAGCGAAGACUGUGACAGCAGCAGUAGUAAUGGAUACACCGACAGGUGA
Molecule: messenger RNA, 714 nt
Organism: Acaulospora colombiana
Lineage: Eukaryota; Fungi; Glomeromycota; Glomeromycetes; Diversisporales; Acaulosporaceae
Source: the annotation of a GenBank genome assembly